Entrophospora candida is the source of this 780-nucleotide messenger RNA. The record is from the annotation of a GenBank genome assembly. NCBI's taxonomy places the organism in Eukaryota, Fungi, Glomeromycota, Glomeromycetes, Entrophosporales, Entrophosporaceae.
AUGGAUCCUGAAAUAUUAUUAUAUGUUAAUAAAGCACAACUUUGCGAUGACGAAGCUCGUCUUCUUUUCAAUCCUCCUUGCCAACUCUAUUUGCAAAUCACUGGAUUUAUUUCGCCUAAUCCUAAUAACGUUAAUUCUAUAGAUAUCCCAAAAUCUCAAAACGCUUUUCUCUUAUACCGCAAAAAUUAUGCUGCAAAACGUAAAUCUCUUGGGUGUAGAAAGAAUUGGAAAAUUAUUUCAAAGGAAGCCGGAGAUGCCUGGAAGAAGGAAUCGGGCAAAGUAACUUCUUACUUUAACAUAUUAGCAAGGCUGGCCCUUGAAAAACAUAAAUCAAUUUAUGAAAGUGCCAUUCUGGGAAAUCAACUACCAAAAAAAUUCAUCUUUGUUACUCAACAACAACCGGAACCACAAAAAGAAAAUUCUUAUGAAACCAAUGUUAACUAUUUUUCAACACCACCAAAUUCAUCACCUUCUAAUUCUUCCACUUCUUUUCUUCCACGUCCGAUUUCAUCUGAUUACAAUACUCUUCCUAUUAAUUAUAACAACAACGUCAUCAAUAAAACUAAUGCUCUACUCCAAUCUACCCAAUUCGACAUUACUACAAAUUUAAAUAAUGGGGAAAAUCUCCUAGAAGAAUUUCAACGAUUUUUACAAGAUGAACAAACAGAUACACCAUCUAAUGGUGCAGAUUUUUGGCGUUUAGCGGGCGUUUUUUGUCACAAAAUGAAUAGCAAAUUGGGUCAACUUAUUUGUAUUCAAGACCUUAUGUUAACUUCAUGA